AUGGAUAGUGAGGUCAUGAGGAAGUCUAGAGGAGCAAUUUUCCCGGAAGAGAAACCCUGCAAAUGGCUGACUCAUCUAUUGUUAGCUUUGGAGCAUCUGCAUUCCAACCGUGUUCAUCAUAGAGACCUCAAGGUAAAAACUUGCUUUUGUAAAAUAUUCAUCACAAAGGACAACGACAUCAGGUUAGGUGAUUUUGGAUUAGGAAAAUUGCUAGAUGCAAAAGGCCUUGCUUCCUCGGUAUCGGGCACACUGAACGACAUGUGCCCUGAGCUCCUUGCCGGCAUACCCUAUGGCUAUAAAUCUGAAAUAUGGUCGCUUGGAUACUGUAUGUUUGACAUUGCUGCACAUCAACCCCCGUUUAAAGCAUUUGACAAAACUGGACUUAUCAACAAAAUAAAUCGGGGUUUGUUCUCACCACUUCCGAUUAUAUACUCCUCCACAUUGAAACAGAUAAUAAAAAGCAUGCUAAGGAAAACUGCAGAACAUUCGUUUAAAGCGAAUGCUGCCGAGCUGUUGAGACAUCAACAUUUGCAACCAUACCUCCCCUUGUGUCACAACCCUUCAUCUACGUUUCUUCCUGUGAAGUCCCCGAGCAGAACGAAAGAUAAAACACGACCAUCACCUGGAAAAUCUAUCAGUCCGAGAGGUAGCAGAGACAGACAGUUGAAGCUAAAAAAGAAGAGAACUGUCCUUUACUUUGACGAAAGUGAUAACAUUCAGCCAAGAAACUUAUAUGACAAUUAUAACACGUUCCGAGCAAAACUUGACACUAAGAGAGUCGAUCCAACAAGCUACUCGGUGAGGAUCUCUCCAGAUAGUGAGGAUUCUAAAGUGGGGAGAUGA
Molecule: messenger RNA, 843 nt
Organism: Capsicum annuum
Lineage: Eukaryota; Viridiplantae; Streptophyta; Magnoliopsida; Solanales; Solanaceae
Product: serine/threonine-protein kinase Nek6-like
Exons: 10
Coding region: 1-843 (280 amino acids)
Biological process (GO): protein phosphorylation
Molecular function (GO): protein kinase activity; ATP binding
Source: RefSeq, a predicted model, not a curated record